UUAAUAUCGGCCUUAGUGUGUGAGGUCGGUUGAGUUUGAAAACGUUUCCAGUUCUGCUAUUAACCUUAUACAUCGUGACACAACAAGCGCCGGCUGCCAACUCUCUCGCACCCUCGCGCUGGGGGUUUAAACUUUAAAAGCAAGAUCACUGCGAUUUGUCGGCGACGAUGAUGAACGCACGUGAGCAGGAGCGACGUUCAUUACGCAUGCUCGUGGCUCCGCCCCCCAUCUUCCGGCAGCGAAGCGCCCGAUUGGGCAGAAGGAUGAGGGGGGGAGGAUUGUGCCCACAGACAGCAGGAGAGAGGAGUGCGAGGUGCGGCGAUGUCACCGCUGCGCGCUGUGGCGGAAACCGCGGUCCUCGCGUAGAGAUAACGGCGCUCAGGCUUCCGGAGACGCGCUCCGUUCUCAUUGCGGUCCUUCAGCGAGAGAGCGGAGGAGUGACCUAGGAGCCCGUGGGGAAGAUGGUGGAGCAGUCGGACCGCGCACCGCUGCUCGACUGGGAGGAGGGGGGCUUCGGUUUCGGCGGCGGAGGCACUGCGGCGGUGCCCGGGCUCCCGAACGGAGAGGCGGCCGCUCCUCCCGAUGAGCCCGGAGCCGAGGCGCGGAGCCCCGUCGCCGGCGGACUGACCGAGCGGCGCCUCGCUGGAUGGGAGGAGAAGGACCAGAUCGUGGCCGUGUUCGUGGUGACGUUUGACACAAGAUCAGGUAACACAGUGGAGUGGUGUCUGCCGCAGGAUGUGAACCUGGAGGGGGUGGAGUUCAAGUCCAUGGCCAGCGGCUCCCACAGAAUCGCCAGUGACUUCAUAUACUUCCGUAAGGGGGGCUUCUUUGGCCUCGCGUGCUUUGCCAACAUGCCUGUGGAGAGCGCUCUGGAGCGGGGGGCACGCAUGAAGUCAGUUGGAAUCCUGACCCCCUCCUACACCCUUCUGUACCGUUACAUGCACUUUUUGGAAAACCAGGUCAGGCACCAACUCAAGUGCCCGGGCCAGUACUCCCCACUUGAGGCCUUCUACGAGGACAAGAAAGCGAUCCUGCCCCCGACGGGGAACGGUCUGGUUACCGCGUGCCCCCCUAGCACUAAGGGGGUCCCACACAAUCGUUGCUGCAUGAACCCCGAGAUGAAGAUCACACACCCCGCUGGAUGCAUGUCCCAGUUCAUCCACUUUUUCGGGGAGCAGAUUAUGGUGCUGUGGAAGUUUGCUCUGCUGCGGAAGCGCAUCCUCAUCUUCUCACCCCCACCCAUAGGGGUGGUGUGCUACAGAGUGUACUGCUGCUGUUGCCUUGCCAAUGUGUCUCUCCCCGGUGUGGGUGUGUCAGUGCCUGAGCUCCGCCCCUUCUUCUACAUCAACGUGGCUGACAUCUCCGCCUUGGAGACGGAGGUGUCCUAUGUGGCUUGCACCACAGAGAAGAUCUUUGAGGAGAAGAAGGACCUGUACGAUGUGUACGUGGACAACCAGAAUGUGAAGUCCCACAGGGACAGCCUGCAGCCGCUACUUCGCCUCAACAGCGCCGACCGGGAGAAGUACAGAAAACUCAGCGAGCAGAGACAGAUGCUUCUGUAUUCCCACGAGGUGGACGGAGACUGCACCUCUAGUGAAGAGGACCUCUUCAUCUUGUUUUUCAUGGAGCAGAACAAUCGGAUCUUCCAGACUCUCUCGGAGGUGGCGGGCAGCGCAGACCCCACCCUGACAGCGGAACACGUGCGGGCUAUGGGUCUGGACCCUCAGGGGGACCGCACGUUUCUGGUGGACCUUCUGGAGCUCUACGGCAUCGAUGCCAUGCUGGUCAUCGACAACCCCUGCUGCCACUGAGGCCCGGAGAUGCCAUCGUUGUACCAGCGCCCCCCACUGGGUGACCCGGAAAGAGGAUUCAACCACUUACCUGCCGAACCAGCACCGUAGAACCUGCUCACCGUAGAACCUGUGUUUGUUGUAGAGCCGUGAAACUACGUUUCAACAUGCCUGUGAAACUUGAGACCAGCCCUCUUCUGCUCAGCAGUCUGGCUGAUGUAAUCCACUCGAUCAAGUUGGUGUUUGUUUCUUAUCGCCGCUUGGUACGACGCUGCCUCGUGUGUCUGGCCUCCUAGAAGACCCAGCUUCCAUUUGAGAAGGAAGAAUUUCAACUUCCCGUUUCUGUUUCCCCCAUCGCCUCUGGUCGCGGUUGCGAGGAAACAAACAAGAACAUUCGUAUUUAAAUGAUUUCAGCGUGCCUCUUCCCGUCGCUUUCAUCACCGACACGUACUUUAUUCGCUUGUCAGAGGAGUGGUUCCAUUUACACCGCUUUCCUUGAUAAGAGAUUGUGGAAAAUACUGCGUUUCGCAGCUCCUAGGAGAAUUGCUGUGCAAAACUGCAUUCCAGUUUAAAACUUGUCUUUCUACUGGAGGGUUAUUUAUUUUCAAAUGUUUACUUGUGGGACCAAAGUAAAUUUGGUUAUGUUUUUAAUAGUCCAUAAAUCCCCCCCCCCCCGCCUAGUAUUUCUGGAAUUUUUCCACGCCUAAAAAAGGAAGAGGGGUAGCAUGGUGGCGCAGCGGGUAUAACUGCUACCUCUCAGCGCCUGGGUGGCAUGAGAGAACAGUGAUUUGAGUGUCACUCAGUCUGUGGAGCUCACAUGUUAUCCCUGUGGCUGCAUGGGCUUCCUCUGGAUGCUCUGGUUUCCUCCCGCAGUCCACAGACAUACCUUUCAGGUGGAUUGGUGACUCUAAAGUUCACUUAGUGUGUGUAUGGGUGAGCAUUUAUGGCUACCCAGCAAUUGAAAACAAAAAAGAGGGACGUGUUGCAAGGGACACGUAUUGCGUGGGACACCCAGUACUUGGUUCCUCGUUGUUAAGCGUUAGCUGGAUUUAAGCGGAGGCGAGUUAUCCUAAAUGAUGGGAGUUCAAAACCACUGUAAGUCAUCUGUCAACGGGCGGCAAUGUUUAUAAUUAGCAUUUCUCUGGAAGUUUACCAUCCCGGUUUUAGAAGAGAAGUGCAGAACCCAUCACGUGAUCGGAGGAAUGCACCUUUUGCUGACCCCCAUGGUGGCCCGCAGUUCGACAGAGUCUACGUUCCUGUUGACCCCGUGAGUCGUGGACAAAGCACGCUCAGUUCUGUGUUUAUGAUGGGGAAAGGGAGCCUCAAACGUGCCGCGUGUUAAGGGAAAAAGAGGAUCCGCUGUCUUCACUAGGUCCUCCAGGUGGGUAGUUAUUGACGCGUGUUCCCUUUCUGAGGAUGAAAACACCGUAUAUGUAUUUAAAAAUGUGACUGCAGAUGUGGUGCUUAUUUAGCAGUGACCUUCCCUCAAGGGUGCGAGUAACACAAGUUCAGAGUAGCAAUGGUUGUUUGUUGUCGUUUGCUAAUAAUUUAUGAGUGUGGAUGGAAAUGUUGAGUGUUGAACUAUUUAUGUAUUUGACCAUUAUGGAAUUCCAGAGCUCAAGGACGUCAAGGAAAUGCUUCCUGUACAAAUGUGACCUCUGUUUACUUGGCUUUUACACUGGGGGCAACUGGUGAAAUGAAUGUGACUCACUGAUGUCAGCCAUGCAGUUAAUUCUUGAUCACAGCCAUUAAUGUCUUUGUACAGCUUUUACUGUGAACGGGGGGGUUGUUUUGUAAUUAUUGUAAUUACAUGUGACGUGAAGCUCGGUUAGGAAGAGGCACUGAGAGGGAAGCACUGGCUUUCUGCAUGCCGUUUCUGUCCUCAAACCUGCUUGUCCAAUUACACUAACCAGCUUACCUAAUGAAUAUGGUAGUAAUAACAGUAAACCUUGGCUGUGAGUUCGACUGCAGACACGUGGAACAUUAAUGCCCCGAUUUUGAACAGUGUUACUGCGGUUACUAAAAUUUCGUUGUGAAGAGUGCGUUCCCACCGAUGUCAGUUGUGGCAGUGAUGAGAGGGAGGGGAUUAGACCUACUCCCUUGAACCAUCCACCAGUGGCUGAUAAAGCCCAUCUGUUUGGGUUCAGGGUUUGGACCCCCCUUUGGACCGGAGCAGGAUUUCUGAUGGGGCUUUGGGGUUAGAGAUCACUUACACUAGUUGUCAUAGAAACACUGAUUAUUUUGGUUCUCAGGAGCUAUUUUUAUCUAAAGUGACUGCAGAGUUGUGUGUGUGUGUGUGUGUGUGUGUGUAUAUAUACACAUACAUAGUGACCUAUGUUUCUUAAGGGUAUAAUAGCAGAACCUUUUCUGGGAGUUGAUGGUAACCUGACUGUACCUGUUGCCCCA
Scleropages formosus (Asian bonytongue) is the source of this 4196-nucleotide messenger RNA. It is a transcript of the gene dennd11, whose product is annotated as DENN domain containing 11. Gene Ontology annotation, cellular component: cytoplasm. The record is from RefSeq and is a predicted model, not a curated record. Bases 462 to 1811 code for a protein of 449 amino acids. NCBI's taxonomy places the organism in Eukaryota, Metazoa, Chordata, Actinopteri, Osteoglossiformes, Osteoglossidae. The transcript has 9 exons.